AUGUUGAAAAUCGGAUUUUUCGGUGCCGGCAAAAUGGCUCAGGCUUUGGCCAAAGGUUUCUUGUCGGCCGGUCUCGUCAAAGGAGAAAACAUCACAGCCAGCUGCGCCCCACAAGACACGCAAUGCGUCGAAGCUUUCGAGGGAUUCGGAUCGAAAGUGACUUUCGACAACCAGUCUGUGGCCGACAACUCCGAUGUCCUACUGCUGGCCGUUAAACCGUCCGUGGUCAAGACGGUAUUGGACCAGAUCCGCCCGAAUUUCACGUCCAGCAGACACCUGUUGCUGUCCGUCGCCAUGGGUGUCACCGUAAAUCAGCUGGAAAACCUCUUACCGGACGGAUCGAGGGUAAUGCGAGUAAUGCCCAACACUCCUGCCUUGGUUCAGUGCGGUGCUUCCGUGUACGUGCCGGGCAAUCGGGCGACGGUCGAAGACGAGAAGCUGACGGCAAAACUUUUGUCGUCCGUGGGCACGGCGGAGCGCGUUCAAGAGUACUUGAUGGAUCCGAUCACUGCUCUCAGUGGUUCCGGUCCGGCAUACGUGUACGUGAUUAUCGAAGCUCUGGCCGACGGUGCCGUUCGCAUGGGCAUGCCUAGAGACAUGGCCUAUAGAUUGGCGUCGCAGACUGUCCUGGGCGCGGGGACCAUGGUUCGAGAGACGAAAGAACAUCCGGGAAAACUCAAGGACGACGUUACCUCACCAGCGGGUUCUACGGCGGCCGGUCUCUGUGCUCUGGAACAUGGCGGUCUAAGGUAUACAAUCAUUGACGCUUUGGAAAAAGCUACGGAAAAAUGUAAGGAAACUUCAAAGGCGCUUUAA
Molecule: messenger RNA, 816 nt
Organism: Macrosiphum euphorbiae (potato aphid)
Lineage: Eukaryota; Metazoa; Arthropoda; Insecta; Hemiptera; Aphididae
Source: the annotation of a GenBank genome assembly